CAAAUCAUGAUCUUUCCGUUAUGAAAUGUAUGAAUGAACACGGAAAUUUAUUGGCGAAAAUAAAAGCAAAUGAAGUCUAGGAUGACUACAAAAUAAGAUUUAUUUUCAAUUCGCGUUCCCCCUAUUUAUGCUUCACCUAUCACCCUUAACUAACAAUCCCUUACAUUUGGAAAACAAAAACUUAUACCCCUUUUUUUGGUUUAUAGGAUGGCAGAAGAGAAGUUAGAGCUUCACUUUAUUAUAUUGAGUCAGGAUGCAGGAGGUAUCAUUGGAAAAGAAGGAAGAAACAUUAGACAGAUGAGAGAUGAGAGCGGUGCUAACAUAAAUGUUUCAGGAAGUACUGGCGUUGAAAGAAUUUUGAAUAUCAAAGGAACUUCUUCAGAAGUAAAGUCUGCAGUACGAAUGGUUGCUGAGAAAUUACAAGAAAUUUUAUCUGGUUCUAAUAAUGAAUAUGUUCCACCUGUUACAUUGCGUUUACUUGUUCCCAACAGCCAGUGUGGCCCAUUGAUUGGAAAAGGAGGCCAAAGAAUUAAAGAAAUUAGAGAGGCAUCAGGGGCAACAAUAACUAUACCCUCUGAAACACUUCCAGGUUCAUCUGAAAGGUCUGUAACAUUAGCAGGAUCACCAGAAGCUCUAGGGUUGUGCAUAGCUAAAAUAUGGGACAUUUUUGAAGAGUUUCCUGCUCGUCAAAACAAUGUCCAAUACUUCCCUAAUAUGUAUCCUCGUUCCAUGGGUCCUCAUCAACUUUCUGUUAUGAGUGGGCAGCUUUCUUUUACAGGACUUUCAAGAAGAAGUGAACAAAAAGUCCGUUUGCCAAGCAACGUGAUUGGAUCGUUGAUUGGAAAAGGCGGAUGUCAUAUAAAUGAAAUUAGACAAUUUUCUGGUGCAACAGUGCAUGUAGAAGAAUCAAAGAAAGAUAACAGAAUGUCUGAUGUAAUUAUUGCAGGUACACCAGAAGCUGUUAGUUGUGCGACAUUUCUUAUUAAUGCCAGAAUAUCUGCUGGGCGUCAGGCAAGUCGAAAUCGUCGAGAAGCCACACGUGAUAGUCGCAAUACUAGAGGUAGCGAUAGUGCAGAAGACGGAAAUCGUCGUGCAAGAGGACCUCCUCAAAGUCGUGAAAAUGAUUACGAUUCUGAUGACAGGGAUUAAAGAAACUUUUUAUAUUUAUUUGGCACUUGGCCGUUUCCGUUGUCAAUUGACUGCGCACUAAACUGUCGUUAACAGUGACUUCAAUUAUUUAUUUAACCUUCUUUUUAAAAAGAAUUUUUUUUUUUCAAAAAAAAAACACCAAUAAGCUUACAAUAAAAUAUUUUCUGUAUUUAUGAAUGUAUAAAUUAUUAAGAAUUUAUUUCAGAACGUUUCUACUUAAACUUGCCUUAAACUAAGUAUUUAGAUAAAUGUUGCUUAAAAUGAAGUUUUUUUUUUAUUUUUAUGUAUUUAAUUUUGAUAAAUGUAGUAAACUAAAUUCUGAUUGCUUUAUGUCAUACCAUUUUGAUUUUAUCCAUGUAUCAUUUUGUAGCCGUAUUAACGUCCCUCCGUUAAGUUAACGGAGCCCAACAGACAAAAGAAAUGAAAUUAAAAACAAGAUUUAAAAAUAUAAAUGUGAAUUAUGCUUUUUUUUA
Messenger RNA from Hydra vulgaris (swiftwater hydra), 1622 nucleotides. RefSeq names its product poly(rC)-binding protein 4. Gene Ontology annotation, biological process: regulation of gene expression; regulation of RNA metabolic process. The record is from RefSeq and is a predicted model, not a curated record. Gene Ontology annotation, molecular function: mRNA binding. Gene Ontology annotation, cellular component: nucleus; cytoplasm. NCBI's taxonomy places the organism in Eukaryota, Metazoa, Cnidaria, Hydrozoa, Anthoathecata, Hydridae.